CCGAAGAUUAAAGAUAGAAGAAUUGGGAGAAAUCGACCGAUUCCUCGAAGCGCCCCCGCCCGAUUCGAAACACGACCAGCAAACCCUAUAUUUUGUCGCCCAGAUCCAUCACUGUUUCGAUUGCUCCCCUUCCCUCUCCUUCCCCUGCCGCCGGCGUUGGCACAGGAGGAGCCGGGGAAGGUGGAGGUGGCCUUUGAGCUCGAGGCAUUGUGUCUAAUGUGAGGUACGGGCGGAAAAGGGCUCCUUUUCCUGUGCUUUUUGUCGGAAUCCAUGGAUGUUUCCGAGGAUUUCACGGUCCCGGCCGGCAGCGGAAGCGCCGCGGGGGAGGGACUGUUUGUUGGGACGUUCUCUCUGGGACUUACCCCUUCCAAUGCCUUUCGUCGGUCUAUGAGGCGGAAGAUGGACGCCAGGGGAACCGGCGCGACCUCCGGCGUCGCCAGGGUGGAGAUCGGGAAUGAAGCGGCGGCCCUGCGCGAGGCCCUCGUCAGUCACCAGCAGACGGUCCAGAAGCUGCAGGCGGAGCUGGAGGAGGAGCGGAGCGCCUCGUCGUCAGCUGCGCAGGAGGCCAUGUCGAUGAUCGUCCGCCUCCAGCACGAGAAGGCGGAGGCCAUCAUGGAGUCCCGGCAGUUCAAGCGCUUGACCGAGGAGAAAAUGACCCACGACCAGCAGGAGGUCGCCAGCCUCGAGGACCUUCUGUUCAAGCGCGAGCAGGCAAUGCAGGCACUCUCCUGCGAGGUCCAGGCCUAUCGCCAUCGCCUACUCAGCUACGGCUUUAGCCUUGACGGCGAUGCGCCUCCCUCGGAGCCGCAGACGCCUGACACGGUUACCUCCUCCUUUGCCAUUCCCGCGAUCGAGUUCCCGCAGGAGUAUCCUUCGAUUAGGUGCGUCAGCGAUGCUGGUGCCGAACUUGAUAAGUACCCUCCCGGCGCGACUCCACGCGGGCACCUCCAGAAGCUCGAGCAGCGCAUCUUCCAACUUGAGCGGACGCCAAGUAGCAUGUGUGGGAGUAUCAACGAAAAGGGAGUCAUAGUGGGGCAUUCACCUCGGGUCCGGCCAAGGCAUCUUCGAAAUAUUUCAUACGGAAGCUAUGGUUCUGUUCUGGAAUUCAACAAGGCGGAGGAGUUCCCUACAUCCAUUGAUGCUGCGUCAGAUUACGAUGAUAUGAGCGACAGAGUGUACACUGUGGAUGCCGUCCACGGAGCCAGUGACGACUAUGUUAGCACACCAAGGGAGCUUCAGAACAGAAAAUUUCGGAUGGGUAGUAGGGUUGAGGAAGUAGAAAUAAGCAAGCUUCAGAUGAGGCUACAGGCACUUGAAGCCGAUAGAGAGUCCAUGAGACAGACACUGAUCUCCAUGGGUACAGACAAGAUGCAGAGGGUAAUAUUGAAAGAGAUUGCUGAGCAAAUGUGCAAGGAAGGGCCAGCAGGAGAUAGGAUCGUAGACAAACCUUCUUCAAACAAAUCUUCUUUAGUAGCGACCAUCAAGAGUGCCAUCUCAUACCUUGUAUUCUGGAGAAAGAAGCCAUCUCGAAUCAGGUAUCCAUUCGGGAUUACAGCGGGCACUGUUGGUUUACUACUGCUUUUAGACAAGUCCUCUCGUGUAAGGCAAAAGAGACUUCUCACAAGAACACGGCUAACGACCGCAGUGAUUCAGUUAGAUAUCGACGGCUUUGAUGUUGGCAACUACUCAGAAGCAAUUUGGGAGAGAUAAACACCAACUUUCCGAUCUAUAUGAUCCUGGUUUUUGCUCUCAUUUCUUAGGUGAUGUGUUAACUAGCUGAUCUACUCUAAAGCAUUUUUUUUUCUCCCACGAAGAGAGAAAUAUUGGUUUAGAUGUAGCAAAGUAUCAAACUUUAUUGUUUAUUCUCUUUCUGAGGAUGAAUUCAU
Zingiber officinale is the source of this 1886-nucleotide messenger RNA. RefSeq names its product myosin-binding protein 7-like. The transcript has 3 exons. Lineage: Eukaryota; Viridiplantae; Streptophyta; Magnoliopsida; Zingiberales; Zingiberaceae. The record is from RefSeq and is a predicted model, not a curated record. Bases 271 to 1710 code for a protein of 479 amino acids.